This is a messenger RNA of Sinocyclocheilus anshuiensis, 2934 nucleotides long. Its product is annotated as basement membrane-specific heparan sulfate proteoglycan core protein-like. Gene Ontology annotation, cellular component: external side of plasma membrane. Gene Ontology annotation, biological process: cell surface receptor signaling pathway; immune response. The annotation marks the transcript as partial. Gene Ontology annotation, molecular function: transmembrane signaling receptor activity. NCBI's taxonomy places the organism in Eukaryota, Metazoa, Chordata, Actinopteri, Cypriniformes, Cyprinidae. The transcript has 16 exons. The record is from RefSeq and is a predicted model, not a curated record.
CUUUACCCACAUCUACACUCACUGUGACUCCAAACAGUCCUGUAUUCACUGGAGAAAGAGUGAGUCUGAAGUGUGUGAUUGAGUCUGAUCACAGUGACUGGAGAUAUGAGUGGUAUAAAUACAGCACUAAAGUGUCUGAGGGUUACACUGUAAAUGGAAACACUCUCACUAUUGAACGAUCUGAAACAUCUGAUUCGGGUCGGUACACGUGUAAAGGACACAUAGAUGGAAGAUCAGUCUCAUCACACUCCAGCUCUGAUGUUUAUCUCUCUGUGACGGACUUACCCAAAACUGAACUGACUGUAGAUCCAAAGAGUCCUGUAUUCACUGGAGAGACAGUCAAUCUGAAGUGUGUAAUAAAGUCUGAUCACAGUCACUGGUCAUAUUACUGGAGAUAUGAGUGGUAUAAAGGCAACACAUACAACAGUGUAAUGUUACAGCCGUCUGAGCGUUACACUGUAAACAGUGACACUCUUACUAUCAGAGGAGCUACUGAGUCUGAUCAGAAUCAGUACUGGUGUAGAGUAUGGAUAAAUGGAAGACCAUCAUCCUCACAGGAGAGCAACCAAAUGUAUCUUGCUGUUAAUGAUCUGAAGCCAAAGCCUGAACUCACAUCAGAUGCUGCAGGAGCUGCACUGACAGAAAACACAGUGACUUUGACCUGUCGCGUGAAUCUGUCCCCUGGAUGGGACUUUUACUGGUACACACACACACUGAACUCUGAGACAAAGAAGAGAGUAAUAAACUUCUACAGAGUGAAGAUUGAUUCAGUGUCUGAUGGAGGCCAGUACUGGUGUAGAGCUGGAAGAGGGGAACCAGUCUACUACACACAAUACAGUGAUGCACUGUGGGUGAAUGUUACAGUGAGUCCUAAAGCUGUGGUGACGGUACGGCCUGAUGAACGAGUGUUCAGAGGAGAAACAGUCACUCUCAGAUGUGAUAUAAAGUGGGGAGGAGACACUGAGUGGACGUACAGAUGGGAAACAGAGGGAACAAACUACCAAUAUACAAACUCUGUCAGCCGAAUCUCAACACAAGAGUUGAACAUCAGGAGUGUUGAUCACUUUCACAGCGGUAAAUACACCUGUACAGGACAGAUGGGAACACAAAGCUCUCAGCGCAGUGAUGCUGUUACACUGACUGUAUCAGCUGAAGCUCAGGCAGCAGUGCGAGUGUCUCCACAGCCGUGGCUGACUGAAGGAGACUCAGUGACUCUGAUCUGUGAGGUUACAGGCUCCUCUACAGGCUGGACGUUCAGCUGGUUCAGAGAUGAUGAUCAUCUGUCCGACAGCAGCAGAGGAGCUGGAGGCUCUUACACUCUCAGUCCUGCUGCUCUACAGCACACAGGAGUUUAUACGUGCAGAGCAGAGAGAGGACGAGCAGCCUAUUACACAAAGUACAGUAACACACAGCCACUGUGGAUCACUGGUGUCUCUGCUUCAGUGUCUCUGGUGGUCAGUCCCAGCAGAAGUCAACACUUCUCAUCUGACUCUCUCUCUCUGAGCUGUGAGGAUCAGAGUAACUCUGCUGGAUGGACAGUGAGAAGAUACACAGACAGAAACACAGAAGAUUGUUCAAAACUAACAGGAUCUACAUGUCGGAUCGUCUCUCUCAACACAUCUGACGCUGGAGUUUACUGGUGUCAGUCUGAAUCUGGAGAGAAACAUCAUCCUCUCAACAUCACUGUUCAUGAUGGUGAUGUGAUUCUGCUGAGUUCUGUUGAUCCUGUGAUUGAGGGAGAUACUCUGACUCUACACUGUUUACAUCGAUCUACAAACUCCUCGAUCCUCAGAGCUGAUUUCUAUAAAGACGGAUCACUUGUCCAGAAUCAGACAACAGGAGAGAUGAGUAUCACGACUGUCUCAAAGUCACAUGAGGGUCUGUACUACUGUAAAACAGAGAGAGGACAGUCACUGCACAGCUGGAUCUCAGUCAGAGCAGCUUCAUCUUCUCUUCUGGUCGCUGGUGUGGUUGUGGGAUUGAGUGUUUGCCUGUUGUUCUUCCUCUCACUGCUGCUGAUGUGGAGAUACAAGAAGAACAAAGAUCAGCAGCGUAACAUUAACCAGACAUCAGUCCCAAAUCAAUCUGCACAAUCUCAACUGGAAAACUAUCCUCUACAGUCUGCAGGUUAUGAUCACAUUUAUGACGACGUGACUGAAGUGAAUAAGAGAGACAGAGAUGAUCCAGAGCCCUUGGUAGAGGUCACAUAUUCAGAGGUCACUGUUAAGAAAAAGAUGGACAAAGGUAAUACUAAGGCAGAGUCAAAUAAUGUGACAUACUCAGAAGUCAGAACAAAAGGAAAGAAAUGCAAAAAUAAAGAUAUUAAUACUGCAGGAACCAGUGAUUUGACUUACGCACAGAUCAAUAUACAAGACAAAAAGAACACCAAAGGCAAAGGAAAGAGCAGUGAGUCUGGAGACACUUUGUACUCUGAACUGAACCACAACAGAGAUAGAGAUGCUGAUGCUGGAGUUGGUGAUGCAACUUAUGCUCUAGCUUUUUGGAAGAAGAAUAAAACACGUCCCUGAGUGCAGAGAAGACAACAGACGGCUAAAAGAGAUUCACACCAGCAGACACAGUAACGCUUGCAUUGCUUAAGAAAUGUGAACUGCUUAUGCACAUGCUUGAUUGAAAGACUUUAGAGAUAGGCACUGUAUUAGCUGUACACAUUAUGUAGGCAAACAAAUCUAUCUGUAAUAUAUAUUAAAUAAUUUUCCAUUUGAGAACUUUUGUUUAACAGCUUUACGUGAAACUGCUCUUCAAGUUAUUACAUUAUUACAUGAUUCGACUGGUCCUGUACAGCAAUUAAACAGUAAUUGGGCACUUGUUUGAUAGUUAAAUAUAAUACGUUCUUGGUCUUAUAAAAUAAUGCCUAUGUUUUUGCCAAGACGGUGAGACUAAGAUGAUUUUCUUGCAUAUAUUCAUAAAUACUGC